CGGCUGUGGGAAGUCUACUUUCUUACGCUAUUUCGAUCAACUUUCUGAGAAUACCGAGGUCCUUCAAGAGCCACUAUAUCUAUGGAAGGAUGCAAGGGGACAUAAUCUAUUUGUAUCGCUGCCUUCUCACCAGCUAAUCUUUCUCCCUAGGAGUUAAUGUAUAAAGACUCAACUCGCUGGGCAAUACCAUUCCAGGCGCAGGUUCUAGUCACGCUCCUGGAUCGUCAGCUAAGGCCUCAGACCGCUCCAGUCCGUCUAGUUGAGCGUUCAAUAUACAGUUGUCGAUAUUGCUUUGUCGAAAAUAUGCACAGUGACGGGCAUAUAUCGGUUCCAGAUUACAAGGAGUUGGACAAUAUUUUCGACUGGGCGUUCACAAAAAAGGCCGGGCCGAUUGACUUAAUUGUCUAUUUGCGUGCCAGCCCGACGACGUGUUUGGAUCGCGUUCGUCGCCGUCAUCGAGCUGGAGAAGAUAGCAUCCCACUGGCUUAUCUACAGUCUCUACAUGAGCGUCAUGAGGCAUGGCUGAUUGAAGGCCGUUUUGGACCUCUACCUGCCCCCAUCCUGGUGUUUGAUUGCGAAGCUCCCCUACCAAAGCUUUUGGUGGACUACCGUGCCCGACAGUCAGAAGUGAUGUGCGGGGUUCCGAUCACUACGGAUGCGGAAAGCAACGAUCUUUCAUAGACGAAGGGGCUAGUAUUUAUCCUUUAUCAGACUUAUCCCGGUAAUCACAGCGAGUUGACAUUUUAUGUCAUUUUACAUCGUAGCUUAUUUUCUAUGAUCGCUCUUUGUACACCUAUUUGUUUUUUG
Opisthorchis viverrini is the source of this 807-nucleotide messenger RNA. RefSeq lists its product as hypothetical. Lineage: Eukaryota; Metazoa; Platyhelminthes; Trematoda; Opisthorchiida; Opisthorchiidae. Gene Ontology annotation, biological process: nucleobase-containing compound metabolic process. The record is from RefSeq and is a predicted model, not a curated record. The transcript is spliced from 6 exons. Gene Ontology annotation, cellular component: mitochondrion; cytoplasm. Gene Ontology annotation, molecular function: deoxynucleoside kinase activity; ATP binding. Bases 157 to 681 code for a protein of 174 amino acids.